AUGGCUCCUGAGCCUGCGAUCAGACUUGGACUCGAGCUUCUGUAUAGUGCCCCAUGUGACGGCGGUCAGCCUGGACCUCUUGUGGACGUGGUGGCUAUCCACGGCCUGGGAGCCCAUCCUGACUACACAUGGACUGCUGGCGAUGUCAAUUGGCUGAGAGAUGAACAUAUGCUCCCACAAGCCAUCCCAAAUUCAAGGAUAUUGCGGUUUGGCUAUGAAUCUCAAUGGCUGGGCAAAGAGGCAAUACAGCAGAGGCUGCCGUUGGUCGCGGACCAACUACUGCGGAACCUGAUGGCCUCACGAAAGGCUUUGGUAUCCGCAAAACUCCACGAAGAAGACUAUCCAUGCAUCAUAAGAUCUGUAGCGGGUAUUGUUUUUCUGGGAACGCCACACCGCGGAUCAAACUCCCACUCCAAGGCAUCAGUGAUCGCGAACAUCGCCUCAGCUGUUUCCCUGGGAGAGCAAAGCAGCCUACUGAAGGCUGUUGAAAAAGACUCUGAGAUGCUGGCGGAUCUCUUGCAUGAUUUUACACGUACCGUCAAUACCAUAUCGAUUCCUCUGUUUUGUUUUUUCGAGCAGCACAAGUCAGAUGUUGCAAAGGUCAUAAGAUUCAAAGGCUCCAAGAACUUGAUGCCGAGUGUCAAGGUACGGCAACACGUCCUAGUGCGUCGCCACAACCAAAAUUGA
Letharia columbiana is the source of this 687-nucleotide messenger RNA. RefSeq lists its product as uncharacterized. The record is from RefSeq and is a predicted model, not a curated record. NCBI's taxonomy places the organism in Eukaryota, Fungi, Ascomycota, Lecanoromycetes, Lecanorales, Parmeliaceae. The coding region runs from base 1 to 687 and encodes 228 amino acids. The transcript has 4 exons.